AAAAAGUCAUCAGAAAGUGCAAUUUAUGCCAAAUUGUCUGUAUUUUCGUAAAUUAAAUACUCUAAAGAAGUGUAAUCGUACUCGCCGAUAAUCGCAAAUAGGCAGGUUUACAGUAAGCGAUACAAAUAAGGUAGUGUGUCGACGAAUUGGAUUAGUUCUUUCGUACAAAUUGUGGCUGCUCGUUAAGCGGCAUCGAAUUCCGAUAGAUCUGCGUUCGAUAGUCAAACUAUCAGCUAGUUCGUUUUGCAUUUUAAUAUCUGCCUUCAAAUAGACCAUUUCUAAAUCAACUUCCUUUCCGGGAAAACAAGAUCCGAAAAUAAACGGUAGUGUAAUGCUAUGCUAAUUAUCGUUCUCAUCGGAACAGUUCAGAUCGGACGCGCUUUCAAAGAUUAUCUACUAAAGAGCGUCUAUUCACCGAUUCACAUCAUUUUCCGAAUUGGCUGCAAGUUUUGCGAUCUGCUUGGGAUGGAUAAACUAAACAAAAACACUUCGAUGGGUUCCAACGGAACGGCGACGAUCGUUUUUAACAAGGACGACAAGCAGCACUGCUUUGAUGUUGGUGGACGGAGCGUAACCGUGGUGGGAAAUUUAGGUAAACAUGACCACGGCAGCUCGAAGGUUAAAUUGAAGAAUAUCGUCGACUACAAAUGGGAGCAACGGAAUUAUCCCGGAAGAUUGAUAGCCUGUCAUGACGAUGGCAAGCUUAUUGCUUAUGCCAUUACAGUCAACCAUCGUGCGACUCCAGAGGGCAUGGUCCGCAUCGUACAUCUAACGCUUGGGCAGCGAUCUCUCAUAAAAGGCUUAUCCGGUGAGGUGCUUGAUCUGCAGUUUGCUCACAUUGCUUCGACGGUCAUGCUUGCCCUGAUUGAACAAAUGGCACUGCAUGUGCACAAGAUUGAAAUUGUGAGCGAAAAAAUCGUCUGUACACGUCUAUUAAAAAUCAACGACCCAAUCGAUGGUCAUGUUCCGAUCUGCGACAAGGUUUCCUGGUGUCCAUACCUGCAAGAUAAUGCCUACGAAGAUCAGUAUGCUAGCCAGCUGCUCGUUUGGACCCGAGGUGAUACCUUCCAGUGCUACAGUAUUAGUACGGUCGUACAGCACUACGGCCAGGGAGAGAUAGCCGGCAAAGAUAUCUCCGAGGGCGGAUUUAAAUUUCGUGACUCACUUCCUAUUAUAACGGGAGCUAUUUUCUCAGCGGACGGUACAACGCUUGCCAUCAGCUGCGAUGACGGUGUCAUUCGAUUUUAUCAGGUGUACCAACACACAAACGACAGCAACCCACGGUGUCUGCAUCAGUGGAAACCACACGGCGGAAAAACGAUCAGCAGCUUUUUCUUUUUGGAUAAUUACACUGAACAGGCGGCAGAUCAAACCCUCUGGCAGCAUGCUAUAACCUGUUCUGACAACAACACUGAGGUUAAAGUGUGGUCCUGUGAGACUUGGGAAUGCACACAAACGAUCAAGUUUGUCCUUCCGACAGAUCAGCAACUUAACUUUAAGGCUGAACUCGAUGCAACAUCGUCAUAUUUAAUCCUCUCGGACAUCACUACACGAGAAUUAUACGUGCUUCAAGUUCGCAAAGAAAUUGGUCAAAGCUCCGAAGGUAGCUCUGUUGCCAAUGGUAAAUCCUGCGAGGAAAACUUCACCUGCGCCAAAUUGGCAGAAGUUAAAUCAAGUCAGGACCCAUCGAACAUAACGGCAACAUCGACAACAAGCUCGAUGAAUAACGGCAGCGCAAUUACUAAAGCAUUCAUUUCAUCAAUUGCCGAAUUUCCGCUUUCAUCGCCCAUUCUGAGUUUCGGCAUUCUAGACGUAGCAGUUCGAAUGUGCAAAACCAGCGAUGCCUAUCUAAUCGAAGAACUGGAUGAUUAUGACGAAGAAAAUAGUGCCCUCUAUUGCGUGGUAAUUCAUAUGUUCCUAGUGCAACCUAAAAGCGUCCAAGAAUGUCAGCUGUUCUAUCAGCCAAACGUUGCAUUUGGCUCCGCCGUUCGCAGUACUAUUUCCAGUAUCAGCAGUGAAUACAGGAACAUUUCCCAGUCCUCCAGUGCUUCACCAGGUGGCAAGGAUGAACGCACCAAUAACGUCACAUCGCUGAUGGAAAUGAUCACCAAGAGCGCUGCGAACAAUUUACCAGCUGCGAUUAAAACAGGUGACGAUAGCACAUUGAACUUAUCUGGAAAAGCAGAAGUCGCUCAAGUAAAUGAAGCCGAUGAAACACUGAAACCAACAGCAACAGCGCCAGCAGGAAGUGGAAUCAGUACUAUAGCAAACUUGAAUACGAGUUCCGGCAGCGGCUCAGCCAGCCAGCACAAGCACACCGUUAAUCUAAUGACGCCGGACUCAUUCAGCUCCACCAGUGACAAAACCGACCAGCACAAAAAUGAUGAAACGGUUAACCCGAACGUCUUGAGUACGUUGCUCAUGUUGGCUAACGUAACUAAACAGCAGCAACAGCAACAACAACAGCAGCAAAUAACUAAUAACAAUGCCACGUCGCCCAGCGAUAAUCUCAAAGAGAAACCUUCGCCGUUGAACAUGUUAAACAUUGUCAACAGCGCCAUGUUAGAAGAGCAGGAACAAGCCAAAGUUCGACAAUCGGUCGAAAAACAGAAAGCUUUGCUAGAAACUCCACCUGUGCCACCAAUGCCUUCGGCAGAGAUGCUUGCCAGUGGUGGCUCAAGCCCAAGCCGUGAAGUACAGGAAAUUCUCUCUCUAAAAGAUAACGACUGUCUCAAUGAGUACUAUGAUUCGGAUAAUAUUCUGUUGGACGAAACCGACGGAAUCGGCGCAGACGAUGACGAACUGAACGAUUUGGAGAAUGAUAUCAUCGACGACGAAGAGGAUGAAGACCGAUAUAUAUUCAAGAACAUUGACGAUGACGACGAUGAGGACGAAUUACAACAACGAAGAGUGCAGCCAAGGCAGAGCAGGUCCAAAUCGAGUGAAAAACCGGAAAAGGCCAAACCCAUCAAUCAAGAUCAAUCGCAGCAGAGCUUCAAAAAGACGGAAGCAGAACACGAGAAAGUGGAUCAAAAUAAUUCCGCUAGCAGCGGCGGAUGGCCGAAAGUACCGGAGGUGCCGCAUCCGACGCAAAACAGCUUUAUGGCUCCCGCACAAGUUCCUCCCCCACAACCACCGAUGAUUGUAACUGUUCCGCAAAAUUCUAAACAACUUGACGACAUGACGCAAAAAAUGAAUUUGCUUUUGGACAUCGUGCAGACACAGUCCAGACAGAUAACAGAUCUUCGCACUCAAAUGCAAGAUUUGAUUAAAACUCAAACAGCAAAAACUCAGCAAAACACGUCGGCGAUUCACAAGUUGGAAGCGAGCCUUCCUCGAAAGAUUGAUGAAUUCUGUAUUCGAUACGACCGACAGCAAACAGCAAAAUUAGAAGCAUUGAAUAUGAUGCAAACCCGACAAUUACAGGAUUCGUUGAUGCAACGGUUACCAGAAAUGAUAGUAGCAAUGAUGAUAGACCGGAUGAGCCCGAGAUUAAUGGUAGAAAUUCAACACACUUUGAUGACUCAAUUCAUGCCCAAAAUAGAGCAGAUUAUGCAGAUGAUUAAGAUGGAAAUAACAACUAAACUGAAUAAUACCGAAGCAAUAUUCCGAACCACCGUUGAUAAAGUGUGCCGUAGUCCAUCUUUCAUCGAUGCUCUCGCGAAUUCUGUACAAGCUGGAAUGCGGAAAGGAUUAGAGCAGAUGUACCAUGAAUCAUUGCGCAACGUGAUACUUCCUGGCUACGAAAAAUCUUCACAGGAACUGUUCCGACAGCUGAAUGUCACAUUUUCGUCAGGAACAAAAGAAUAUGUUCAAAAAAUGGACCAAUAUCUGUCGCAGAAUAAACAGGUUACAGAUAGGACGCACGAGUUGAUCGAUCUCGUUAAAAAGGUGCCGGAACAGAUUAACUCAAACACGGAUCGACAAUAUAAGACAAAUACAACCGUUCUCAGAGAGGACAUCAACAGGGAUUUUAAAUUGCUGCAAACUAACCUUCUGAAAAUAAUGCGAGACAGCAUUCGAUAUGAAAUUGAAAAGGGCUUGGAGGCACAAGCUUCCUCACUCGAGGACUCUGUGCUCUCGGCAGUACGAUCUCAGGCCCAAACCCCGGCUCCGUCCAAUGUGGACAUCCAGGAACAAAUUCGGCAACUGCUCGCUGCCGGUCAAAUCAACAAGGCUUUCCAUAAAGCUCUCCUUUCUAACGAUCUGAGUCUGGUCGAUUUUACCUUGGAAAAGGCGGACUACAAACUAGUAUUCAACCCGUGCCCACUCGAACAAACGGUACUGUUAUCACUGAUCCAGCAAAUAUCCGCCGAUAUGGCUAACCACAACGAACUGAAGCAAAGGUAUCUGUCGGACGCCAUCGUCAAUCUAAACUUUCAGGAUCCAAUCACAAAAGAACACACGCCGAAGGUCAUGCGCGAGCUUACGCAGAACUGCCAGAAUUAUCUCACAGCCAACCCAAGCACUCCACUGGCGACCAAUAUCAAAAUGCUGAUGAUCGCUAUUCAAGGGUUAGGAUAUAAACAAUUUUGAUAUUUAUGGAAAUAGCUUGUGAAUGGCUGCUGAGCGUCGACCGACAAAAGCUCCGGUACUACAGUGUUAAGUGCAUUUCGAUUUUUUUUGUCUGAUGGUGAAAAUAACAGUAUCAGGUACGUGCAUUUCUUAGCUCUCCGUAUGCUCUACAGAUGUAUCGUCCUAAUACAAGGUAAAUGAACGUUGAGCGUCAAUUAAGAACUGCUGUUUGCAAAUUGCGUUUCUUUUCUAUCAAAUAUCUUACUUUUAAAUCUUCCAAUCAUAUAUCUGACGGAUUCGAAUAAUUUUAAACGCUUUUUUUAUUUGCUAAAAACUUGUGCGAUUAUGUCAAAUUGGCAUUUUAAUCCAUAUUGAUUAUGGAUUAAUGAGAAGAUCUUUCAAAAAGAGCAACACAUUUGCAAUCAAUAUGGAAAUUUUGAA
Molecule: messenger RNA, 4956 nt
Organism: Sabethes cyaneus
Lineage: Eukaryota; Metazoa; Arthropoda; Insecta; Diptera; Culicidae
Gene: Ge-1
Product: enhancer of mRNA-decapping protein 4 homolog
Exons: 9
Coding region: 337-4536 (1399 amino acids)
Biological process (GO): deadenylation-independent decapping of nuclear-transcribed mRNA
Cellular component (GO): P-body
Molecular function (GO): protein binding
Source: RefSeq, a predicted model, not a curated record